AUGGCAUCUGCAAUUGUCAUCUACAUUCUUUUUUCACUGUUAUACACGUCACAAAUCUGCGUGAGCAGUUACAUUCCUUCAGCAGCUCUUCACCAAAAACGAGGUCAAGAAAACUCCUUCAGCUCCACAGACCCGCCACCCGGCAGUUUGGUCGUGCGGCAAAACAAUGCCCACCAUGGAGAGUUCAACACUAUCACUGCCGCAGUAAACGCGUUGAAGACAUUAAAAGGCCCGCAGAUCAUUUUCAUCACCGCUGGUACAUACCAUGAACAAGUCCACAUCAAGUACAAAUACCCUCUACGGAUUCAAGGAUACUCGUCUGAUCCCACCUCGCUUGCUAGCAAUCAAGUCACGGUACAGGUGGCAGUCAGCGCAGCAAGUCGCGGUGGUGAAAAUGCCCCAAGUUCAGCCAUUUGGGUGCAAAGCCCCCGUUUCGAGAUGCGCAACGUGAAUGCCAUAAAUUCAUUCGGGACAGGGACUGAUACCCAAGCAGUGGCAUUAACAGCCGAGGGACAGAAACAUGUCUAUAAAUAUUGUACUUUCAGCAGCUACCAGGACACUCUUUUGGUCAAAACCCUUUCUUCAUACUUCUAUGGAUGUCGAGUUGAAGGAGCCGUCGAUUUCAUCUUCGGCCCCGGAACCGCUUGGUUUGAGAUGUCCGAAAUAGUUGUCAAACCCCCUAAGCACUAUGCAACCAUUACUGCCCAGCGAAGAAGUCAAGGAGGAAACACGAUGUUUGUGAUCAACAAAUCCAAAGUACUGCCAUCCAGCCAAACCACCCAACCCGGGUCAGUAUACUUCGGUCGCCCGUGGUCACCAUACGCAGCCGUGGUUUUCCAGAAUUCUUUCCUGAGCAACAUCGUCAAUCCCCUGGGAUGGAUUCCUUGGAAUGAAGGGUCAGAACCUCGAAAUGAACACGUUACUUACCAAGAAUAUGGUAAUUAUGGCCCCGGUUCAUCGACCCAAAAGCGCCAAAUGGGCACUGUGAGAUCUGAAGCUGUGAAAAUUUCAGCUGUAUUAGGCUCCGACUACGCUGAAUGGGCUAACUAA
Puccinia triticina is the source of this 1050-nucleotide messenger RNA. RefSeq lists its product as uncharacterized. The record is from RefSeq and is a predicted model, not a curated record. Bases 1 to 1050 code for a protein of 349 amino acids. Gene Ontology annotation, molecular function: pectinesterase activity. Gene Ontology annotation, biological process: cell wall modification. The transcript is spliced from 10 exons. NCBI's taxonomy places the organism in Eukaryota, Fungi, Basidiomycota, Pucciniomycetes, Pucciniales, Pucciniaceae.